AUGCCUGCACUUGAAGCCAGCGCUAUAGUUGGGAUUGUCGGUGUAGGACUGGCAGUUGGCCAGACUCGGCCUGCUUACACCGAUUUCAAGACCAACAGGGUCCUAGCGGAAGGUCAAGACGCUAGGACUACCGGCUUGAAGAAGAUCCACCAGCACAUGCACCUUAUAAAAGAGAAAGAUAUCAUUCGGUUAUUAAAUGUUCACGACCGGCUGGAUACCCGGCACUACAAUCUUCUGCAGGACUACGGUUAUUAUAGCUUAAUCGGCUGGUGGAAAGCUGGCUCGCUGCGCGACGAGUCUAUUGCAUGGAAGGUCGAUGCUUUAAGAACAUCUGAUAUAUCCUUGAAACAUAAUAUGGGUGGAGAGGGCAAAGCAAGUGGCUCUCUGCAGAGUUCGGAAUUCCAGUUGAGGGAUAAUGCUUCUGAGGCUGGCCCUUCCAUUCCAAUGAAUAUUUUGAGUUCUGCAAGUCCAGCGGAUGUAGCUUCCACGGUUGUUAACGCGGGGGCGUGA
This is a messenger RNA of Gloeophyllum trabeum ATCC 11539, 510 nucleotides long. RefSeq lists its product as uncharacterized. Lineage: Eukaryota; Fungi; Basidiomycota; Agaricomycetes; Gloeophyllales; Gloeophyllaceae. The record is from RefSeq and is a predicted model, not a curated record. The coding region runs from base 1 to 510 and encodes 169 amino acids. The transcript has 4 exons.